AUGCUCCCUCCCGUUUCCUUUUCUUCAAACAACCUGGCCUCUAUCAAUUCACCACUGAUUAACCCACCUUCAAUUUCUCACCAAUUAUCACAUCCCGCUUCAUCUCGCCCUCACAACUCACCGUUAUCCGCCUUUCUCCGCAAAUCAGAACACUUUCCAUCGCCCAUCUCGGUACUUCCUCCGUCUAGAUUUUGCGACACAGCAUCAGCAAGAAAUCUACACUUCUGCUCAACACACAAUUUUCUUUCAAUCUUCCUCAAAUCAAUUUCCGUUUUCGACGUUGUUUGGCUAUGGUUCAAAUCCGUGCAAAAUUUGCUUCUAGUAGUCCCUUGUUGUUCAUUCCCCACUGGAAAGGUGUACUCUCACGAAUUUUUCCAAUUCUUGAGAAUGUUCGUGACAUGCACCGGCCAAAUUUUGCAAAUGCAUUCAAGUGUUGUUGUCAAGCUGCCUGGAAAUAUAGUACAAAUUUUCCUUCACAUUUACCGCAAGAUGGUGAUGUCAUUACAGGUCAUUUCUAAAUUCUUCUUCUGA
Messenger RNA from Vicia faba (fava bean), 531 nucleotides. NCBI's taxonomy places the organism in Eukaryota, Viridiplantae, Streptophyta, Magnoliopsida, Fabales, Fabaceae. The record is from the annotation of a GenBank genome assembly.